This is a messenger RNA of Phanerochaete carnosa HHB-10118-sp, 1443 nucleotides long. RefSeq lists its product as uncharacterized. Gene Ontology annotation, molecular function: transmembrane transporter activity. The transcript has 8 exons. Gene Ontology annotation, biological process: transmembrane transport. Gene Ontology annotation, cellular component: fungal-type vacuole membrane. The record is from RefSeq and is a predicted model, not a curated record. Lineage: Eukaryota; Fungi; Basidiomycota; Agaricomycetes; Polyporales; Phanerochaetaceae. Bases 1 to 1443 code for a protein of 480 amino acids.
AUGGAGCAUCUCGAACUCAAUACAUAUGCUGAAGUCUAUGAUUCCUACGAUCCAGGCAAGGCUACGUUAGCGGAUUUGACGAGACACCACCAGGAAGAAAUUCAGGCUGAGGUACCGUCGGAUAGCCUGCGCACGGCAAGAGAAUCACCCGAAUUGCAUUCCACAAGUCCCAACGCGCUCGUAAAUGAGGCCCAUCUCGCUCCAGUAGACCGCGGAUUUUCUGCAUGGGCAAUGCUGGUUGCGUCUUGUAUAGUGGAACUGUUUGUCUGGGGAUUCCCGAACUCUUCUGGUGUACUCCUUGCCGCAUACCUCAAGGACCCGGUAUACAGCUCGCAGAAACAUGCAACGUCCAUCCUGCCGUUGGUUGGCACGCUCUGCACGGGCAUUAUGUACUGCUUAGGUCUUGUCAUCUACCCUUCAAUGCACUAUUACCCUCGCCUUCGCAGGGUGUAUACCUGGUCUGGAACCACCAUCUGUUUCCUCAGUCUACUUGGAGCCAGCUUCACCAGAAAUGUGACGUCGCUGAUUAUUUUGCAAGGGGUGAGCUUCGCGGUUGGUGGCUCUCUCGUAUAUCCCCCGGUCAUCUCGUACAUGUCCGAAUGGUUUGUGCAGCGUCGAGGCUUGGCGAACGGAAUUCUUGUUGCAGGUGACAACACUGGAGGUGUGCUCUUCCCCAUCAUCAUACCCGCUCUUAUUUCGCGAUUCGGCAUCAUGGUGACCACGCGCAUCUACGCCAUCGCGCUCGCGGUGUGUUUGCUGCCCGCGCUCCCAUUCAUGAAGGCGCGCCUGCCUGAGUCGCGUGUGCACGGUCCAGCGCCGCGCUCGAACACACGUUCGUGGGUGCGGGAAAGCAGGUUCUGGUUCUUCAUCACGAUCAACACGCUCCAGGGCUUCGCGCACUUCGUGCCCCUGACCUGGCUACCGACAUUCGCGACCGCGCUCGGCCUCACGACCGGCCAGGCCUCGCUGACGCUGACACUCGUGAACGCCGCAUCCAUCUUCGCCGGGUUCGGGAUGGGCUGGCUCAGCGACCGGUACAACGUCCGGGUGCUCGCGAUCUUGUCGCUGCUGCUCACCUCGUUCGCGACCUUCGUGCUCCUCGCAUAUGGCGUCGCGUAUGGCAGCACCGCGGGUUGCUGGUCGAGCAUGUGGAACGGGUUCGUGCGGCCCGUGGCCAAGGACGACCCGUCUCUUGCGACGACGAUGUUCAGCUUCCUGCUGCUCAGCCGCGGGGUCGGCAACAUUUUGUCCACGCCAAUCUCGACUGCUCUACAGCACGCGAAACUUGCGAUUGCCCAGUCGGGCAGCACCCCGAAGACGGGCUUCGCAGUCGACAGUGGGCGGUACGACGCUGUGAUUAUCUAUGCAGGCACGUGUUUCGCGGGUGCAGCUGUUGUCGCGGCUUUGGGCUGGUCUCUAGACAAGAAACGUAACGCGAACUGA